Messenger RNA from Spinacia oleracea (spinach), 2383 nucleotides. RefSeq names its product tryptophan synthase beta chain 1-like. Gene Ontology annotation, molecular function: tryptophan synthase activity. Lineage: Eukaryota; Viridiplantae; Streptophyta; Magnoliopsida; Caryophyllales; Amaranthaceae. The transcript is spliced from 5 exons. Gene Ontology annotation, biological process: L-tryptophan biosynthetic process. The record is from RefSeq and is a predicted model, not a curated record. Gene Ontology annotation, cellular component: cytoplasm. Bases 16 to 1503 code for a protein of 495 amino acids.
AUAAAGCCUGCAUAGAUGCCAAAUUAUAUGGACCAGAAUCUCUUAGAUUACAUACAAAAAUUAUCAUCAAUCUUCUUUAAAAUGAGCACAAUUUGCAACAAUCAGAGUUCUUUCAUUUUGUCACAAAAUAAUAUUUGGAAAAACAUCGAAAAAACCGGAAGGAAAUCGGUUCGAUUUCAAUAUGUUACUCCUUCUGCCUCAUUAUCCUACCAAAGUAGUACUAAAACUGCUAAUAAAAGUUGUAGUAGUUUUAGUAGUACUGGGAAAUUUGGGAAAUUUGGUGGGAAAUAUGUGCCUGAACUUUUAGUGACAUGCUUGAGUGACCUUGAAGAGGAAUUCUACAUGGCUCUUAAUGAUGCCAAGUUUCAGGAAGAGCUAGGGACGGCUCUUAGGGACUACGUAGGACGGGAAACAGCCUUGUACUACGCGGAAAGGCUAUCUGAACAUUAUAAGGAUAAAGACGGGUAUGGGCCGGAGAUAUACAUAAAGAGGGAGGAUCUCAACCACGGAGGUGCUCACAAGAUCAACAAUGCCCUUGCGCAAGCCAUGCUCGCCAAACGUAUGGGGCGUAUGAGCAUUGUCACGGCUACUGGUGCUGGCCAGCAUGGGGUCGCCGCUGCGGCUGUGUGCGCCAAGCUUGGUCUAUCUUGUACUGUUAUCAUGGGUAGAUUGGAUAUAGAGAGACAGCCAACUAAUGUGCGCCUCAUGAAGCUACUAGGGGCACUGGUCAAACCAGUAGACGGGAAUUACAAAGACGCAAGUUCAGAAGCAGUCCGAGAAUGGGUGGGUAACUUAGACACAAGCUAUCACAUGCCGGGUUCGGUUAUCGGGCCACACCCGUGCCCAACGAUGGUCCGGGAAUUCCAAUCGGUCAUAGGGAAGGAAGUGAGGAAACAAGCAAUGGAAAAAUGGGGUGGGAAACCGGAUGUUCUGGUGGCGUGUGUAGGAAGCGGGUCAAAUGCAAUGGGUUUGUUCCAUGAAUUCAUAGAAGACGAGGAAGUGAGAUUGGUCGGAGUAGAGGCUGCCGGGUUUGGGUUGGAAACCGGGUAUCACUCGGCUACUUUGUCUAGAGGAGAAGUUGGUGUUUAUCAUGGAUCUAUGAGCUACUUGUUACAAGAUGAUGAAGGUCAAAUCGUCGGUCCGUAUUCAAUCGGAGUUGGGUUAGAGUGUCCGGGGGUUGGACCAGAGCUCAGCUACCUCAAGGACAACGGGCGAGCCGAGUUCCAUGCAGUCACAGACGAAGAGGCCCUACACGCAUACAAGAGGUUGUGCAGAUUAGAAGGAAUUUUCCCGGCAUUAGAAGCCUCGCAUGCAUUGGCUGCCCUUGAAAAACUGUGCCCUAAUCUACCUCAUGGCACCAAGGUUGUAGUUAACUGCAGUGGACGUGGUGACAAGGAUGCCGCCACUGUUCAGAAGCUCGACCAGCUGCGCUUAUCUACUGCAAUGGUGAGAGAAAACAAUACAUCAAACAGCUCCAAACAGCUCCAAACAGCUAUACACUGACUGCAGAAAUAUGUAAUCAGAAGAAAAUAAAAGUUUCGGCAUAAAGAAUACAAAGGUCCUAUGCUAGGGUUGAAAAGAAAGAUAUUCAGUGCAGGUCGGUUAGUAGAAAAGUGGUUAUACCGACCCGACCCGACCCUGACCCGGCUCAUUGCACAACUGACUGCAGAAAUAUUCCAUCAGAAGAAAAUAAAAGUUACGGGGAAAAAACAAUACAUCAAACAGCUCUAAACAGCUAUGCAUCACCGACUGCAGAAAUGUUCCAUUAGAAGAAAAUAAAAGUUUCGACAUACAGAAUACAAAGGUCCUAUGCUAGGGUUGAAAAGAUAGAUAUGCAGUGCAGGCCGGUUAAUAGAAAACAGGUUACACUAACAUAUUGGCUAAAUAUGUAAUCAAGUUCAUGAUGGCGGUCUUCCCCUUCAUGAAAAAUGGGUCACGACCUGGUCCAGCCCGUUUAAGACUGAUAUUGAUCCAACUUGGCCCGACCCAUUUAUUUUCUGACCCGGCCAUUGCACAGGUCUACAGUCAUAACAAAAGACAACAAAUAUUCAAAUUUCCUAGAGGAGAAAUAGUCAUGCGUUCCCAUAACUCUGUAUAGGUGGCUCGCUGCUGAAAUUCCAAAAUAUGUACUCCGUAAUAUGCAAUAUGUAAUUUCCAAAAUGUAAUAUGAAAUAUGUAAAUAUCCAAAAUGUGUAAUGACAUACGAGCUGAAUACACCAUUGGGAGAGGAGAAAUGCAAUACGGACAGAUAUCAUAAGAAGAAGAAACAUGAAACCUAACCUAACCUAACCUUAAUAAGAUUAAAGCCAACCUAACCUCAAGGUCUAAAACAUGAAACCACCUACACGGAACUCAACCUGGUCAUCCAUUGUCACCCAAAAAC